Molecule: messenger RNA, 1209 nt
Organism: Pedinophyceae sp. YPF-701
Lineage: Eukaryota; Viridiplantae; Chlorophyta; Pedinophyceae
Source: the annotation of a GenBank genome assembly
AUGUCCGCGGGGGCCGUCCCCGCGGCCACGAGCCGUCCGGCGGUGCCGGGGGCCGCCCUGCGCAGCUCACCUGCGCUAAAACGGUGCUGCGGUGCCCCGGCCGUCGUGCCGGGCGCCCGGAAUAGAUACCAGCGCCAUCCCCUUCUCCGCCACGACGCACGGCCGGGUGUGUCGCACCCCUCGGCCCGUGGCCCGCAUUUCGAGAGGCAGUUUGGAGGCCCUCCGCUCCUGCGUUGGAAACGUCGGAGGCCCGCCCCGCGCGACUCUGGGGCGGAUGAACUGAACGGCCGUGCGGCGGGGAGCGGGCAGGACUCGCAUGAGGAGGCCAGGGACGAGGAGGAGCCGAAUUGGGGGCCAUCAUGGCUGUGGGCGGGCGCCGGAGACGGGGGGGUGUGGGCGUGGUCUGUGAGCGGCACAUCGCGCGCGGGGGGCGUGCAGCGGGGCGUUCGGGCGCGUAUACAGCGGAUCCUGGACUGGUGCUUCGGCGCCAUCCCGGAGAAGGAGAGAUGGCACGUCCCGUGGGGCAUGGGAACAGUCAUCAGCGUUCUGAUCUUCUGGGUGCUGGCGUUCGGCCUCAUCGGCUCCCCCAUCAUGGGCCUGCCCCCGCUGGACCCGGACCUGCCCGUGGAGGUCCUCCACCGCCAGCACGCUGUCAGGUUUUUCUACCUCGACGCCGUGCAGUGCAUCACGACCGUCGGCAUUCUGUUUCUGCACCUCCGCGAGUACCGUCCGAUCAAGGCCGGGUGGUUCCCCGCGAAGUGGCGCCCAGGCCCCUGGACGCUGCACGCCCUCGCCGCCGCCCUGCUAUUCCCGGCGGUCGACGGGCUCGCGCAGCUCGGACAGGCGCUCUUCCCCGUCGAGGGCGACCACCUCACGCAGUCCCUCUCGGAGAGCCUCACGUCCGGCGACCCCACCACGACGGUGCUGUAUUUCGUCAUCAUGGCGGUGUGCGCGCCGCUGUGGGAAGAAAUAAUGUUUCGCGGGUUCUUGCUGCCGUCCCUGACGCGGUCGAUGCCGCGCCUGCCGGCGGUGAUCGUGUCGAGCGCGGUGUUCGCGAUGGCGCACUUCAAUCUUCAGAGGUUCCUGCCGCUGCUCGCGCUUGGGUCGAUGAUGGGAGCGUUGUUCCUUCACAGCAGAAACAUACUGGCCCCUAUUCUCCUGCACUCCCUGUGGAACGUGUACAUUCUCGUGUCCAUGGCUCUGCGAUAA